UUGUUAAAGCUCCUUGGGGAAUUCUUGGGCACUAUAGAAAUGCAUCAGCUUGUUAUUUCGGAGGGACAGGGAUGAGCCUUGCCUGGCAAGCCGGGGAUGAAAAGAAGGGGAGCAGACUCGGGGCCAGCAGAAAGGGGUGGCUGGUGAUGGGGAAAGAGAGUUAAAAGUGUCCCAUUGUUAGGGAAGUUUGCUCUGCUUCAGACCAUCCCGCUCCCAGGGCCACUGUGCUGCCUUUUGAAGUGCAACCUUAGGCGGUUCCUUGUCACCCAUUGGAGAGGGAGCUUUUUUACCACAUUAAGUCAUUGGGUAGCAAAUGAAUGGGGGGUUUUGACUAUUCACAACUUCACCUUAUAAAUAUCAGGGUUGGUGGCUCCUGCAGCUUCCCUCCACCCCGAAGCUCACCUUGGGAAGGAGCAGAGGGAGGCGGCCCUGCUCAUUCGGGACCUGUGGUGCAGAGAGCUACGGACCAGAACAAGGGAUCCAACCUUCUCCUUGUGACAGCCAUGAAGAGAAGCACCUUCCUCAUCCUCUCCAUCGCAGGGCUCUUCGGUGCCAUUCUCCACACAGCAGCAUGGUCUGUGAAUAACUUUCUGAUGACAGGACCUAAGGCUUACCUGACCUACUCCAGCAGUGUGGCAGCCGGCGCGCACAGCGGGAUGGAGGAGUGCAAGUUCCAGUUCGGAUGGGAGCGCUGGAACUGCCCCGAGAGCGCCCUGCAGCUCUCCACACACAACCGGCUCCGCAGUGCUACCAGGGAAACAUCCUUUGUGCACGCCAUCAGCUCGGCUGGUGUCAUGUACACCCUCACCAGGAACUGCAGCAUGGGGGACUUUGAGAGCUGCGGCUGUGAUGACUCCAGGAACGGACGCGUCGGUGGCCGAGGCUGGGUCUGGGGAGGAUGCAGCGACAACGUGGAGUUUGGGGAGAGGAUUUCCAAGCUCUUUGUGGAUGCUCUGGAAACAGGACACGAUACCCGGGCGCUGAUUAACCUGCACAACAAUGAAGUCGGGAGGCUUGCCGUGAAAGCCACGAUGAGGCGAACCUGCAAGUGCCACGGCGUGUCCGGGAGCUGCAGCAUCCAGACCUGCUGGCUCCAGCUUGCCGAGUUCCGUGAGAUUGGGAACUACCUGAAGAUAAAAUACGACCAAGCCCACAAGCUGGAGAUGGACAAGAGGCGGAUGAGAGCCGGCAACAGCGCCGACAGCCGCGGGGCCACGGCAGAGACCUUCCACCACGUCCAUGCCACGGAGCUGGUCUUCCUGGAGGACUCUCCCGACUACUGCACCAGGAACGCCAGCCUGGGCCACCACGGCACCGAGGGCCGCGAGUGCCUGCAGACGGGCAAGAACCUCUCGCAAUGGGAGAGGAAGAGCUGCCGGCGGCUGUGCACUGAGUGCGGUCUGAGGGUCGAGGAGAGGAGGACCGAGGUGGUGGCCAGUUGCAACUGCAAGUUCCACUGGUGCUGCACGGUACGGUGCGAGCAGUGCCGGCAGCUGGUGGCCAAGCACUUCUGCACCCGGCGCGACACCGCUGCACCCAACCAUGUCAAGCAGAGGAACAAGGGUCAUAAGAGAUAAAGGGUUAGAUGUGGGGCCUAAGGAGGACACGAUGGUGUCCCCAUGCUUGGCAGCCACUGGUGGAGCUGGGGUGGGAGGGAGCAUCCCCAGGGUCCAGAGGGACCUGCUGAGGAGGGAUGCUGUGAGAUUAGGAAGCACAAAGCGCGGGCGCUGAGGGACCACAGUCCUCCUUGCUUCCAUGGUGGGUCUUCAGUGUUUACUAGUAGUAAAUGUUUACUAAUAGUACUUCUUUCUUGUUGGGAGUCACUUUAUCAGUGUAUUGGACAGAGGGAAGAGUUCACUUUUUAGAUAGGAUCAACCCUUUGUGCCACUGACAGUGGUUCCACCAUGGCCAGUGGUGGGGCUCCAGCUGUGGCCAGAAGUGGGUACCACAGCUGUUAUUAUACCCCAGCCCUUGAUGCACAGUGGCUGCUCAGCAGCAUUCCUAGCGGGAAACUCAUGCACUUUCUGAUGUGAGGAGGUGACUGCAGCCUGUGGAGGGCUUUGCUAAGUUGACAGUCAAUGUUUACAGAUUCCUUCCCCUCUUAUGUUUUGUUAUUUGGGUACCAGAACCCUGCCUCAACAGACAGUAGCUUCAUGUGUUUGUACUGGAUGAAAUUGAGCAGUUUGUAAUUCCUAUACUGUUGGUUUGGGUUUGGUUUUAACUGUAAGAAUUCAGAAUUCUUCAUGCCCGAUGUUGUUGUUAAUAAGUUGUGUUAUUGCUUAGCACAAUCCCUUUUCUCUAUGUAUUUUGAAGGUAUCCCUCAAGAGUUAGGUUUCUGCAAUAAACAUCACAAUGGAAA
Messenger RNA from Melopsittacus undulatus (budgerigar), 2359 nucleotides. RefSeq names its product Wnt family member 8A (gene WNT8A). NCBI's taxonomy places the organism in Eukaryota, Metazoa, Chordata, Aves, Psittaciformes, Psittaculidae. Gene Ontology annotation, biological process: cell fate commitment; canonical Wnt signaling pathway; neuron differentiation. The coding region runs from base 318 to 1577 and encodes 419 amino acids. The record is from RefSeq and is a predicted model, not a curated record. Gene Ontology annotation, molecular function: cytokine activity; frizzled binding. The transcript has 6 exons. Gene Ontology annotation, cellular component: extracellular region.